AUGGGACAGAAACUGAUUGGGCACACUCUGCCAGCUGAAGCUGCCCAUGUGGAUGCAAUGAUGGAUCUGGGUCCUGACGAAUUUGUGCUGGUCCUCAUCAAACACUGCCGUGACAUGAAGCAACAGGAGACGUGUCUCAGACUCAUCUCCCUGCUCCUGCUGCUCAGCUGUGUGGCACUCUUCAUCUUCUCCUUUGGUGCUGAUUUAUGGAAAAGUGAAAACUCUGGAUCCAGGGGACAAGGGAGCGCUGUUGAGCAAAGUCCAGCCUCCAGCCAACUGCAAGAGAGAGUUUUCCCUGCAGACGAUCCACAAACAAACUUCCAAAGACUUCAAGACUUCAAGAUUCAUCUCAGGUCUCAGUCUGAAUACAACAAGCCUGAUGGACAUUACAUCAAAUGGGAUAAAGUGUUUGGUGAAACAUACAACGAAGAGAAACGGGCCAUUAUGAUUCCUGAGAAUGGCUUCUAUUUUAUCUAUUUGAGGUUUGCUUUGGGAUGCCACGACGAGGAUAAGGCUGCAAACUUCACAAGGUUUUAUGUAGAGCUGCGCAACAGUAAUGAAGGUUACAACACAACUAUACGCCUGCUGGAGGCCAGUGAUGGUAUAGCAUGUACUUCAAUUGGGUUCAGGAGUGUGUUUCUAGGGCAGCUUUUUGAUUUGUCGAAAGGAGAUAAUGUGAGCGUGUGGAUAGGGAAGGGCUACAAACUAAUCAAUAAAGCAUCAUUUGGUGCUUUUCUUGUAUAG
Cottoperca gobio is the source of this 744-nucleotide messenger RNA. RefSeq lists its product as uncharacterized. Gene Ontology annotation, biological process: immune response. The transcript is spliced from 4 exons. The record is from RefSeq and is a predicted model, not a curated record. NCBI's taxonomy places the organism in Eukaryota, Metazoa, Chordata, Actinopteri, Perciformes, Bovichtidae. Bases 1 to 744 code for a protein of 247 amino acids. Gene Ontology annotation, cellular component: membrane. Gene Ontology annotation, molecular function: tumor necrosis factor receptor binding.